UUUGCAUAUUUUAUUUUAUAACAAAUUUAUGAAACCUUAAAUCUAAUUUUUCACUUUCCUCUUCUAGUAAUUUGAGUUUUUCCUUUGCCUGUUGCAAAAUUUGCUCAGUGAUUGAAUCUGAGCUCAAGCUGAGUUCUUUGUCUGAUCCUGGUUGGUCUAGUUUGGCACUGGCCAAGCUUAUUUUGCUCUGGCACGCGUUGAAUUCCAGUGAUAAAUGAUCACAGUGUUUGUUGAGUCUUUCAAUUUCUUGUUUUUGUUUGGUGUUUGUGUUUUUGAGUUUUUCAAUUUCUUGUUUGUAAGAGUCGUUUAAUGUCUUUAGGUUGUUACAUUGUUGGUUGCAAUGAGGCAAUAGACAUUGUUUUAACUUAGAGUUUUCUUUUUUUAAUUUGUUAACUUGUUUUUCAAGUGUUUUUUUGCGUUUUUGAUUGUAAAGUAGCUUUUGGUCUCUGUAGUGAAACUCCUUUUUGAAUUUUUCAAUUAAUUCAAUAAUUUGGUUUUGUACUGAACAGGGACAAGGAAAAAUUACACUGAUGAUGUUGCAAAUACUCGGCUACAAUCAAGUGCAAAGCUUGCUGGGCCAAAGAAGAGGUUUUCUGGAUAUUCUUACCAAUUGCGGUACUCUGUAGGACGUUGACCAUUUGGUAUUUGAGGUAAGACCUCAGGUCUCGAACUAGACCUUUCUUUUCCAUCCAGGCGCUCAACAUUUGUUGGAAUUCUUGAGGCGAGAGCUGUUUAACUGGAGUAUUUUUAAUAAAAUUGUCCAUAAUUCGAAAUGUUUGUGUUGUGUCCUCAUUCCUCAUUUGGCAACAUCCAGUCAGUACAAUCAGCUGAUUGCCUUAUGACGUGGACAAGUAAACAACUACAAAAAUGGGUACCGAUGUGGAUGUAGUGAAAAACUUGGAAAAUUUAAAUUUAAAUGAAAAAAACCCAAUGGAAAUUGGUCCGGAAUGUGGUCUACCACUUGUCGAAGUCUACAAACUGGCCCUUGGCUUCUACAAAGAAAAAGUCGGCAAAGCCUUCCACUUCAGCUACGAAGACAAUCUGCAACUGAUAGCGUUUUCUCAACAAGUCGCACACGGUCCUUUAGACGAAAUCAUAAACAAAUUACCACCUCUGGGCACUUUAGACGUAGUGGGCAAAGACCGAAGAGAAGCCUGGCACAAAUUGGGACAACUAUCCAAGGACCAGGCCAAAGCUGGCUUUGUAGAAUUACUAAGUCGACGUUGUUCGUUGUUUUCAGCGUACAUUGAGGCACACAGGAGGGAAAGGGACGAACAACAAAGACUGGGCAAAGAAAAGGACAAAAAAAAAAUUGCUUUGGAGGCGCAGCAGCAAAAAGAACAGGAAAACCAACAACAAGAGGCAAUCAAAAGGCAAAUACAACAAGCACUUAAUGAACAAACCUAUGAACAGUUUAGGAAGUAUGCUGACCAACAAUAUCCAGGUGAUCCAGAAAAACAAGGUACUUUAAUAAGGCAGUUGCAAGAACAACACUACAUACAGUACAUGCAACAAUUAGAACUUUCUCAAAGGGCUGAGGCUUUAAAUACUGAAAAAACCACUGAAAAUGAAAGCAACUCGAGUACUAAAACUGCAAAAGAAGCUACAGUAGAUGAUGAAGUAGAAGAAGAAGAAUAUCAAAUAUCUUCCGCCAGCAUGUGGACUCUGCCAGAAGUAGACUCAUUCAAGCAAAGAGUUGCUCAAACUGAAGGCGAUGGUGUGGUUAGAGUAGGCCAUGGCGAAACAGUAACUGUCAGAGUACCCACACACCCUCACGGUUCCAGACUGUUCUGGGAGUUCGCCACAGAUCACUAUGACAUAGGGUUCGGGUUGUACUUUGAAUUUGGCCCUCCAAUGACUGAAGAAGUGUCGGUGCACGUGUCUGACAGUGACGACGAAGAAGACAUUGAAAUUGAUGAAGAGGAACUCUAUGCUGAUGAAACAUUGCACUGCGAUCUUGAAUCAGGAGGUAUAGAUUUGUCUUCCAUUAGCAAACCUCAACUGUUAGAAAUAGUUCCUGUUUAUCGAAGAGACUGUCAAACUGAAGUUUAUGCCGGGUCGCAUCCCUAUCCUGGUGAAGGAAGUUAUUUGUUGAAAUUUGACAACUCUUAUUCUUUGUGGAGGUCCAAAACACUCUACUACAGGGUUUAUUAUACGCAUUAGACUAUUGAUAAAUAGGUAUUAAUUUAUUUUAUUGUUUGAGUCAGUAAGGAGGACUAUAAAUUGUUCUUUUUGUGGAAUUAUUAUUGUGCAAUGCUUAUGUCAAUAUGUACUAAUUAAAAAAGUUUGAAUGAUUUUCCUUU
Messenger RNA from Ceutorhynchus assimilis (cabbage seed weevil), 2303 nucleotides. The record is from the annotation of a GenBank genome assembly. Lineage: Eukaryota; Metazoa; Arthropoda; Insecta; Coleoptera; Curculionidae.